AUGAAUCAGCCUAAUUCGCACAACGUCGUCGAGUUUGAAGAAAUCCUCUCGUACAAAAGAUCUUUCACUAACAAAAACACAAAAUUGCUUAAUCGUACAAGGGAAAUAAGAGGUGCGUCGAGUCGGAGGCGAGCGAGACCCUCGAGUGGAACAGAUAUCAGAUUUUCGUAGAGAAUCCGUCGCCGAGGAGGUUGCCGCAAAUUUCCGAUGUCGUUGGAUCGUUGGCCGAUCGUUUGCACGGCUCGCCGACGAAAUCAGGAUGCCUGUUCCGUGAAACGCGCCAGGACGACGAAUCCUCCGCUCGGAAAUCCGAUAACCCGGAUUCCUUCAUUGAUUUGUCGCGAGUGAAAACGGAACGGGACGACGAUGCAGCGUUGCCCAACGAUUUCAAGACCGAAGGCACGGACGCGUUCAAGGACGACAGUUUGGAGGAGAAGAAAGAGAUUCUCGUUAACGGGGAUCGUCUGGUGGUGUCGUCGUCGUUGUCGUUGUCGUCCUCCACCUCUUCCUCCUCCUCCUCCUCCUCCUCCUCGUCGUCGUCGUCGUCGUCCUCGUCGUCGUCGAACAAAUGUAAAACCACGAACCGCAUCGUAGUGUCGAACGCGCGAAUUUCCAACAACAGCGUCACCGUGUCGGUGAUAUAUCCCGAGAACGACAGCCCGUACUUUCCUCUUUCGAACGGCGGCACAUUGUCUUCCAGGCGGACAGCGGACGUUUCGUCGAACGAAGUGGAACAGCAGCCGCAGAUGAGCAAGGGAAACUGGAUGAAUCCGUUGAAACAAGCUGGAGCGAGUGUUGGUGAAGAAAUGGUAACAGGAUUCAGUUACAACGACGUUGCGCCCCGUUCGAACGAGACGAACGCAAACAAGGGGUACAAUUGGCCGAGCUGUAACAGAAACGGGGAUUUAGAAGCGGGCGAUGGGAAGCAGAUGGGGAAAUCGGCAAGGGAAGAUGGUGAUCGGAUGAAGAGGGAAGGCGAGGAGAAGAACGCUGGUAGCAUGAAAGGGAGAAACUCUGAGCGAGGCCUAGGAUCUAGGGGCUACGUUUUCUUGGCGGACUAUCGUAGUCGACUGAAGCACAGGUUGCUUCUACAGCAGCUCGAGACGGAGGAGAAACGGCUGAAGGUAAAAAUCGCCGAGAUGGCGAUUCAGGAGGUGCAGCUGAGAAUCAAAGCUCUGAGCGAGGACAUGCGACGCACGGAGGAGCUGCAUCGUAUACGGCUGUCGCGGACCGCACAAACGUUCGACGAAUCCCUGAAAUGA
This is a messenger RNA of Heterotrigona itama, 1262 nucleotides long. NCBI's taxonomy places the organism in Eukaryota, Metazoa, Arthropoda, Insecta, Hymenoptera, Apidae. The record is from the annotation of a GenBank genome assembly.